Molecule: messenger RNA, 441 nt
Organism: Rangifer tarandus platyrhynchus (Svalbard reindeer)
Lineage: Eukaryota; Metazoa; Chordata; Mammalia; Artiodactyla; Cervidae
Source: the annotation of a GenBank genome assembly
AUGCAGGCAUCCUGCCGGAGCCAGAGCCUUUGUCACAGAGCAAAAUAUGUGCAACUGGCCCAGGAGUUGGAGAAGUUGAAAGAGGAUCCAGGUGAAGGGCGCAAAGGAACGGCUUCAAAAGGGGGAAUUUCCCCCGCCGAGAACCGGGAAUCUUCCCCCAGCCCGCGCGCGCGACCCGCCGUUGCGCCGCGACCCGCGGUAAGUGGCUGCGCGCCGCGCGGGCGGAGGGCGGGCGGGGCGUCGGGGCAGCCUCGCACGGGCCCGCAAGCCUCGCUGCGGGCGGAGGCGCCGCGGGCUUUGCCCCUCGGGCGGCGGCGGCGGGAUAUGGCCCAGGCGCUGCGCCCCCAGACGUCCCCGGGUUGGGAGAGCAGCGGGAGGCGCAGAGGCAAGCGGGCGCCAUUUGCAGCCCCGGGCACAGCGGCGGUGGCGCGCCGGCUCUGA